GAGUCACCUAAUCAUUUUAUUUACUGCAAAUAAAAAACUUAUAUUCAAUACAGUUCAGUGAUAACGUAUCACGACAUCAAAGAAUGUUUUUUAAAUGAAAUUGAUAGUGAUUUAGUAAAUAAAUGGUUAAAACGUGGACACUCAAAUGAUAUUCAUGAAACAGUCUGGCGUGCCACCGGUGACCCGGCCAUUAUCUAAAUUAUUAUAAACUUGUCUACAGUUCAUAACAAAAUCCAACAUCCAUUUUAUCAUUUAAACGAGAGAUACCAUUUCGCGCGGUUGUUUAGCGCCUGCGCAGUACGUACCGGUUUGACAAAUAAGCAAGUAUACACAGAUAUAAUGGGAGGUAACUAUUCAGCUAUGGACCCGAUGGAAGUACCCGUGCCCGAUAUAGCGAAAUUAUUCGAACGCGAUGGUUACUUGAAGCCUUACGAAAAGGAAAUACGUCGCAGAUAUGGAUGCUACAAAGACCUCUGGGACAGGAUAGAGUCCUGGGAAGGAGGUUUCGAUGGGUUCACAAAGGGGUACAAAUACUUCGGGCCGCAGUUCAACUCCGAUGGCUCUGUCACUUGGCGGGAAUGGGCCCCGGGAGCACACAGUCUACAUUUACAAGGAGACUUUAACGGCUGGAACUCAAAAAGUCAUCCAUUCAAGAAGUUAGAGUUCGGUAAAUGGGAGCUCACAAUACCAGCGAACCAGGAUGGGUCGUGUGCCCUGAAACACGAGUCGCGUGUGCAGCUCAUAGUCAAUGACAACCUGUACAGGUUGUCCCCUUGGGCCAACUACGUCAAGCCCUUCGAAGGGUUCACCUACCAACAGUUUAUAUACAGACCAGAUCAGCCAUACCAAUUCAAGCACCCGAAGGUAGCGAGGCCCAAAUCCCCCCGUAUUUACGAAUGCCACGUCGGUAUCGCCACGCCGGAGGGCAAAGUCGGCACGUACAACGAGUUCAGAGAUAAUGUUCUGCCUAGGAUUAAGAAUCAGGGUUACAACUCAAUACAGCUGAUGGCCAUAAUGGAGCACGCGUACUACGCCUCCUUUGGAUACCAGGUCACAAGCUUCUAUGCAGCGAGCAGUCGCUACGGCACCCCCUGUGAAUUAAAGCAGCUCAUCGACCGAGCGCACGAGCUGGGCCUGUACGUGCUCCUCGACGUGGUGCACUCCCACGCCUCCAAGAACACCCUCGAUGGCCUCAACGAGUUCGACGGCACCAACUCCUGCUACUUCCACGACGGACCCAGAGGAACCCAUCAGCUAUGGGACAGCAGGCUGUUCAAUUAUUCUGAGACUGAAGUGCUUAGGUUCCUGCUCUCAAACCUGAGGUGGUACCAAGAAGAAUACCAGUUUGAUGGCUUCAGAUUCGACGGUGUAACCUCAAUGCUGUAUCACUCGCGCGGUAUCGGCGAGGGUUUCUCCGGCCACUACGACGAGUACUACGGCCUGAACGUGGACACGGAGGCCCUGGUCUACCUGAUGCUAGCCAACGAGAUGGUGCAUAGGAUCGACGGGAGGGCGCUCACUAUUGCUGAGGAUGUAUCAGGCAUGCCAGCAUCCUGCAGACCAGUGAACGAAGGCGGCACUGGGUUCGAUUACCGGCUGGGUAUGGCUAUACCAGACAUGUGGAUCAAACUGCUGAAGGAGGAAAAGGAUGAGGACUGGAAGAUGGGUCACAUUGUGCACACUCUUACCAACAGAAGGUGGAUGGAAGGCACCGUGGCUUAUGCUGAGAGUCACGAUCAGGCGCUGGUAGGCGACAAAACGAUAGCGUUCUGGCUGAUGGACGCCAGCAUGUACACGCACAUGUCGACGCUGAGCGAGCCCAGCGCCGUCAUCGAGCGCGGCCUCGCGCUGCACUGCAUGAUCCGGCUCAUCACGCACGCGCUCGGCGGGGAGGCCUACCUCAACUUUAUUGGUAACGAGUUCGGCCACCCCGAGUGGUUGGACUUCCCCCGCGCCGGCAACAACUCCUCGUACCACUACGCGCGCCGGCAGUGGAACCUCGUGGACGACCAGCUCCUCAAGUACAAGUUCCUCAACGCCUUCGAUAAAGAUAUGAACGAGCUCGAAGACAAGUAUGGAUGGCUCAGCUCGGCACCGGCAUACGUAUCGUGUAAGCACGAGGGUGACAAGGUGGUGGCGGCGGAGCGCGCCGGGCUACUGUUCGUGUUCAACUUCCAUCCCUACCAGAGCUUCACCGACUACAGGGUCGGCGUCGACGUGCCCGGCAAAUAUCAGGCGGUACUAUGCUCAGAUAGCAAGAAAUAUGGCGGCUUCGGUCGCGUAGAACCAUUCGGAGACUUCCACUUCACGCAGGAACACCCGUGGGGCAACAGAAGCGAUUCAAUACAGGUAUACAUCCCCUGCCGCACAGCCAUUGUCUACGCCAGAGUGGAUUAGGUUCAUAUACAAAGUUGAAAAUUUGGUACUUUGUAUAUUUAAUAUAAAAGUAUCACAAUUUGAUGCCAAUGAUUAUGCUUUAAAAUCAGUUGAACUUUGUUUGACCAUGAAGUGUGUUAUUGAAUAUGCUAUUUUUCGAAAGUUUUGAUAAGGGGAGGUUGAGAACAUGCUAUUGUUAAAGUAGGUAUUAAUUCUACAUUUUUAAAAACUGUUAAUAAAAUAAAUGAUCUGUUAAAAAAA
This is a messenger RNA of Spodoptera frugiperda (fall armyworm), 2637 nucleotides long. It is a transcript of the gene AGBE, whose product is annotated as 1,4-alpha-glucan-branching enzyme. Gene Ontology annotation, biological process: glycogen biosynthetic process. NCBI's taxonomy places the organism in Eukaryota, Metazoa, Arthropoda, Insecta, Lepidoptera, Noctuidae. Gene Ontology annotation, molecular function: 1,4-alpha-glucan branching enzyme activity; hydrolase activity, hydrolyzing O-glycosyl compounds; cation binding. Gene Ontology annotation, cellular component: cytoplasm. The transcript has 14 exons. The coding region runs from base 340 to 2397 and encodes 685 amino acids. The record is from RefSeq and is a predicted model, not a curated record.